ACUCCCGCGAUAGUCUUGAUUGAAUGGUGUUCGGAGCAGCGAGAAAGAGAGAACCUGACGGUCACGAUACGGUUUCUUUAUGGGAUUCGUAUUUUUAGGCCAAUCGAUCCCGAUACUGUAGCUAUAUAGGAAGGAGUAUAAUAAGUAUCGGAUUUUCGGUAUACGCGAUACACACUCCCACGCUUUUUUAUCGGGAGCGUAAAUUACGUUAUAUUUAUAUCUGGACUUUUAUUUUUAUAAGCGCGCGGAUUUACGCGUUUUAUAUAUUUAGGUUUUUUAUGGGCUUUUUAUGCACGUCGAACGCGCGAGCGACCGAUGCUGAACGUUGCAAGAGAGAGAAAGAGAGAGAGAGAGAGAGAGCGUAGUUAUUUUCUCGUUCUUUAUCUCCGGUAAGCCAUUACACGUCUAAUUGAUAGGCACUAUAUUGUUUGGAAAAAAACACGGCGAAGCUUAUUCAUGGCUCUUCCCCGCGCGCGUGUAUUUGCCAUCUCGACACAACGCGCGUUUUGUUUUGAUAAACGCUCGAAAAGAUAUCUCAUCGAUGCGAUAUUAAUACGCACUUAUAUAUCUAAUCGAAAUUCCCAGCGCGUAUCGCACGCAUUGUUGUUAUACUCAGUGCAAGUAGAUCGUGUCAAGUAGAGUAAGACGCCGGACUUGUCAUGCUCGGCUCGAUGCGUGUAUGUCUGCCGUAUAAUUAUUAGGUAUAUAGGUAUACUGCUGAUCGAGUUUUUCUUCCUCGCUCUUCGCAUACGAAUCGAAGCGCGGCGACACUCGUAAACGCAUUUGGAGGUUCGAUUGGCGAUUCUAUCGGCAUUUUUCGAACGUGAGUCACAUGUCAACGAUAAGCUUGAAAAAGUCCAGUGCGCGAUUUCGCUCCGAAAACAGAACGCGAGGAUCCAGUUACUCGCGGAAUGCGAAAAAAAAGGUUUCAAUUUGAGGAGAAACACUUAUUACACAGAGGAGUUAUCAGUAGGCGACGCUGAGUAAUAGCACAUAAUCGCAACGUGUCCCUCUCGUUAUUACUGGUAUAUAUAUAUAUAUAUAUAUAGUCUGCAGUGUAUAAUUGAUUGGCAGAAGAGUCGAUGCGAUGAUACUGUAUGCGUAAUGAAAUAACGAAAGCCAUCGAGAGCCCACAGAUGCAUAUAUGUACAGUGCGUGCGGCCGAUAAGGCUGCUGAUUAAAGAGCGUAUACAUGACGGUAAUUCGUCGUCACUUUUCUCGCGUUGAUAAUCGAUAGCUUAUGUGUGGGUGAAUUCGCGCGACGUCGAGAUUCGAUACAUAUCGCGCGAGGCUCGGACAAAUGGCGGCCGCCUACUUGACACAUCCGACAGCCAGUGCGAGCUGUCAACUUUCUCUCUUCUCUCUUUCUCUCUCUUUUUUUUAAUUGUCCUCAUUGUCGACGACUUGACACUGCAGUCGAACAGCUCUUUUUUCUCUGAUCGUAAUAUAGGUGUGUAGAGCGAAGGGAUUUCCUCGUCGAGAAUCAUGGCCGAACCCGGGCCGAUGGAGGGCUUCAUAUGCCCGAUUUGCAUGACGGAUUUCAAAACUCCGACUUUGUUAACCAAACACUUUGAAGAGGAGCACAAGGAUGAUCCCGAGAUUUUGAAGUCCCUCAAAGACUUAUUCGGUUUAGCCAAAAAGAAAAUUUUAAAACAAGAUGAAAUGCAAGACUACCCUGAUAAAUUUUCGGCCAAAGGUCAGAAGACUACACAGGAAAUUGAUUGGGGCCCACAGGAAAUAGGUCAGACAAGGUCUCAUACGAAAUUCUUCAAGGAGAUCAGAAACACAAGAUUAGAAAGGUAUUCCUCAGAGACUAAUAAACUCCUCAUAAGACUGGAUAAACUUCUAACAAACUUACCAAAUGAUCCCAUUGAACGGAAAGCUCACGAACGAGCUAUAGUGCCAUGGAUGGAUGACAAAGAUGUCAGGCUGUGUCUCACUUGUGCAAAGACUUUCAAUUUAACCAGGAGAAAACAUCAUUGCAGGAUAUGUGGUGUAAUGAUGUGCCAUGAUUGCAGUAUGUUUUUGUCCUUGGUUGAAGCUCGUAAAAUGACGAGUCCAGCAUCGGUUCAGGACGACUCAGCGCUCUCUCCGACUUCUGAGUCCACCCGUUUCACGGACCGUUUAGUGCAAGCCGGAGUCGGUCUCACUAAGUUAGCUCGAUCCCCCUCAAGUGGUAGUCUGAACAGUGUCCUGUCUCUCAUCAGCGACGGCGGUAACAACAGUGAUCAGUUCUUCAGGAUAUGCGAUCACUGCAAGAACCUCCUGGACGCCAGAGAGAGGCUGAAGGCCCGACACUUCGAAAAGCCGAUAGUCCAUCAGUUCUACGAGAAGAUGCGCGCUCAGAUACAGGAGGGCAAUCGUUUUAUCGACAUGUACUACAAGAUGUGGCAGUCGCUGAACGAGGGAGACUCUACGUACGAUUUGCGAGAUGCUCAAGUGGUCAGAGGCAAGAUUGCCAAGAUCGGCGAUAACAUAGAUUUAAUUAGCAAAAGAAUAUCUACACUCAUUACUAUAGAUGAGAAUAGUUCGGCUGCGUUGAAGCAAGAAUUUCGUUUGCACCAAAUGGUGAGGUCGGCAGCGAUGAUUUAUUUGAAAAACGAGUUACUGAGGACGCCGCCUGUGCCUACCACAGAGGAGUACGAGGCUAUAAAGAAGGCGAGACAGGAGAGAAUAAAGGCGAGAAUAGCGUAUGAGAGGCAACUGGAAGAGGAGCAAUUGGAAAAGUUGGGAGAGUCGCAGAGAGAAUUCACCCAACGAGCUUACGAUCUGAGUGAGAGUAAAAGUCCAACGAGGGCAUCUUCAAAUCAGCUUGUUCUGGACCAGUCCCAAGGUUGGGGUACAUCCGGUCGACCAGGAAGGAACAUGAUGAUAUCGUCGACGUCGAUGGAUCCGUUCAUCGAACAAAUGAGCAACUUACGAUUUUAUAUCAAGCAAGCGAGGGAAGAGUGCAAAUUUGAGGAAGUCGCUACUUUGGAAAGAAAUCUGAAAGAACUUCAAAGUGCCUACUUCGAGAUGCAACAGAAGGAAGCCGCGGCUAAUCAUGACUAAGAAUUUAAAUAAGCUUUACACUGCGAUAUCAUGACUGUUAGACUUAUACCAUAAACGAGUAACGCUUUAAGCUAUGAACAAAAUUAAUGCAAUAAGGAGAUUUUCUCACGCGCAUUCUAUUGCAAAAAGAGUAGUUUAAGUAUAUU
Molecule: messenger RNA, 3197 nt
Organism: Nasonia vitripennis (jewel wasp)
Lineage: Eukaryota; Metazoa; Arthropoda; Insecta; Hymenoptera; Pteromalidae
Gene: Rbsn-5
Product: rabenosyn-5
Exons: 6
Coding region: 1486-3051 (521 amino acids)
Molecular function (GO): metal ion binding
Source: RefSeq, a predicted model, not a curated record